AUGGCUGCGAUGACAACUUCCAAGAAGCGCAAGCGCGAGUUAGACGACACUCAAAGGGUGUCCUUUGCGCUCUCAGACCAGCCUGCAACGCAGCUGGGUCCUGUUCUUGCUAAUUUCCCCUCCGUCAAGCCUACAAAAUCCACUUCUUUCAAAUGUUACAAGGCACAAACACAAAAGCCGGCGACGGACAAUGAGGAAAUGCCGUUUGUUGAGAUCCCGAUGUUGAUUGCGGGCGAGACAGAAGCCGUGGAUUUUUACUCCUCUGAAGAAACACGACGGGGUUCACUGGGCAGCAGAUACCUUGUCGGAAUUCAUAAUAAACGCACUGGCAUCACCACCCUUCGAGCUGCUCCGUUGCACAUCCUCACACACGAAGUUAAAGCCCUAAAGGGUCUUCAACCUGCUGCUGUCUCUACUCUUCAGCGGCUUGAGGCUCGCGCGGCACUUGGCGAAACGUUCGGAACCAAAAAGGCGAAACUGGCCAUCCGCGCGCAAGAGCGCAACAAAGUCGAUGUUUCUGCGAUGGAGGGUGUUGCAGAUCACCUCCAAGAGAGUAUUCUGAAGAACACAUCUACACUACCAUCGAAAGAGGAAGCAAAAGCGAACGCAGACAGCACUCGUUUAGUUCCACAGUACGACAUCGAUGCUCUCAAUCCAAGCGACAUUUAUCCCUUGCACAACAUGAUUCCCAAGCCUGAAUGGAAGGCACUGUCCAUUUCUGCUUACAUGAGUGCAGGCGGUGGAGCGGAGCGGGUCGCUCUUCUGCCUUUUAAGCGUUCCAACUGGAUCAAUGACCAUUUGGCGCUUGCAUUUACCUCUCCCUCGCCAAACAAGACCACUAUAAAAAUGCUCAUAUACAUCUCGACAAUGGUCGCCUUCCACAAGGCCACCUUCAAAGAUAUCAACAAGGACGCCAUUCAACAAAAAUUGUCGAUGGUUCCUAGCGUCGUUAUUGACGGGCUUCUAUCACGGUUCACAGAGACCGCACGUGGGUCCAUGGAGGCACGAAGGACAUCUGAAAAAGGGACCAUGCUUCUGACGCACAUGUUUGCACUAUGCCUUCACGUCGAUGAUUUUGCGACCGACACAAGCGUUCUCGCCGCUGAUUUAAGCAUGGAACCAGCUAAAGUCAAUACGUUAUUCAGGUCUCUAGGUUGCAAAAUCAACAAGCUAACACAGUCCGACUUGAAGCGUUUGGGUCUGCCCGAUUCUGCGGGAGAAAUCAAAAGGGCCAUUCUAAAGACACCUCUAGAGUUCCCCAAAUCCCGGAUAAGACGGCGGACGUAA
Messenger RNA from Suillus discolor, 1287 nucleotides. Its product is annotated as Rpa49 subunit specific to nuclear RNA polymerase I. Bases 1 to 1287 code for a protein of 428 amino acids. The transcript has 8 exons. Lineage: Eukaryota; Fungi; Basidiomycota; Agaricomycetes; Boletales; Suillaceae. Gene Ontology annotation, molecular function: DNA binding. The record is from RefSeq and is a predicted model, not a curated record. Gene Ontology annotation, cellular component: RNA polymerase I complex. Gene Ontology annotation, biological process: transcription elongation by RNA polymerase I; RNA polymerase I preinitiation complex assembly; nucleolar large rRNA transcription by RNA polymerase I.